Rhea pennata is the source of this 1410-nucleotide messenger RNA. RefSeq names its product hepatocyte nuclear factor 4 alpha (gene HNF4A). Gene Ontology annotation, molecular function: nuclear receptor activity; RNA polymerase II cis-regulatory region sequence-specific DNA binding; zinc ion binding. NCBI's taxonomy places the organism in Eukaryota, Metazoa, Chordata, Aves, Rheiformes, Rheidae. The transcript has 10 exons. Gene Ontology annotation, biological process: cell differentiation; positive regulation of transcription by RNA polymerase II; anatomical structure development. The record is from RefSeq and is a predicted model, not a curated record. Bases 1 to 1410 code for a protein of 469 amino acids.
AUGCGCCUUUCCAAAGCCCUGAUAGACAUGGAGAUGGCAGAUUAUAGCGCGGCGCUAGACCCGGCGUAUACCACUCUGGAGUUUGAGAACAUGCAGGUGCUGGCUAUGGGCAACGACACAUCUCCAUCAGAAGCAGCCAGCCUCAACACUACCAACAGCAUGGGGGUGAGCGCACUGUGUGCCAUCUGCGGGGACCGUGCCACAGGGAAGCAUUAUGGGGCUUCCAGCUGUGAUGGCUGCAAAGGCUUCUUCAGAAGGAGCGUUCGAAAGAACCACAUGUAUUCCUGUAGGUUUAACAGGCAGUGUGUGGUAGACAAAGACAAAAGAAACCAGUGCCGAUACUGCAGGCUUAAGAAGUGCUUCCGAGCAGGAAUGAAGAAGGAAGCUGUACAAAACGAACGAGACCGAAUCAGCACCCGAAGAUCAAGUUAUGAAGACAGUAGCUUGCCUUCCAUCAACGUCUUGUUGCAAGCAGAAGUCCUAGCACAACAGAUAUCAUCCCCAGUUCCUGUGAUGAAUGGAGACAUCCGAGGGAAGAAGAUUGCCAACAUCUCGGACGUGUGCGAAUCCAUGAAGCAGCAGCUGCUGGUGCUGGUGGAGUGGGCCAAAUACAUCCCUGCCUUCUGUGAGCUGCCCCUGGAUGACCAGGUGGCACUGCUGCGAGCACAUGCAGGGGAACAUCUGUUACUGGGUGCUGCCAAGAGGUCCAUGGUGUUCAAGGAUGUCCUGCUGCUAGGAAAUGACCACAUCAUCCCACGGAACUGCCCCGAACUCGUGGAGGUGAGCCGCGUGGCUAUCCGCAUCCUGGAUGAGCUGGUCCUUCCGUUCCAGGAGCUACAGAUAGAUGAUAAUGAGUAUGCCUGCUUGAAAGCCAUCAUCUUCUUUGACCCAGAUGCCAAAGGACUGAGUGACCCCUCCAAGAUCAAGCGGAUGCGGUACCAGGUGCAGGUUAGCCUGGAGGACUACAUCAAUGACCGGCAGUACGACUCACGGGGCCGCUUCGGGGAGCUGCUGCUGCUGUUGCCCGUGCUGCAGAGCAUUACCUGGCAGAUGAUAGAGCAGAUCCAAUUUGUCAAGCUCUUCGGGAUGGCUAAGAUAGACAACCUGUUGCAGGAGAUGCUGCUGGGAGGGUCAUCAAGUGAAACACCGCAUGCUCACCAUCCUUUGCACCCUCAUCUGAUCCAGGAGAACCUGGGAACAAAUGUCAUUGUGGCCAACACAAUGCCACCUCAGAUGCACAACGGCCAGAUGUGUGAGUAUCACCAGACUACUCCAGAGACUCCACAACCAUCUCCACCUGCGGGCUCAGGGCCAGAGCAAUACAAGCUACUGCCUGGAGCCAUUGCAACUGUGGCAAAACAGCCCACCUCCAUCCCACAACCCACCAUCACCAAACAGGAAGUCAUCUAG